Messenger RNA from Arctia plantaginis, 1698 nucleotides. The record is from the annotation of a GenBank genome assembly. Lineage: Eukaryota; Metazoa; Arthropoda; Insecta; Lepidoptera; Erebidae.
AUGUCAGAAGGGGGCACAAUCCCAGAAGACUGCACGACUUCUUCGUCUGGAUCUGUUCGUUCAGAAGACAGUGAUUUAACUAAACAUAGUGCUACGGAUUCUCUAAAUAGUUUGUUAAAGAAUAAGGAGACUUUUACAGACGAUUGUACAGACACGUGUAUGGAUAUGAAAGUGGAGUGCGAGGGAGAAGGAGAAUCGAAACGGAGGACAUGUUGCUAUCCAAUAGUACAAUGUGUAUGGGGUGUUCUACUAAUACUCUUAUCAAUAGGCAGCUUCAUAUUCACACCGUUAGACUUCAUGCUGCAUGAGAAGCUCAACAUGAGACCUGGGUUGCCCCCAUACGAGUGGUGGAUAGACCCGCCAGAUGAAGUAAAGCUCCGCGCCUACGUGUUCAAUAUCACUAACCACGAGAGGUUUCUCCAGGGUUUGGACGAGAAACUCAACGUUCAAGAGAUCGGACCAGUUGUAUACUUGGAGAAACUCCUACACUCAAAUGUGACUUUCAACGACAACAGUACAAUGACAUACACGGCUAAGCGAUUUCCAAUCUACCUUCCUGACGAAAACCAAAUAGACCUGAACGCUACUAUAACAGUCCCUAAUGUUGCAGUUCUGGGUAUGAUGUCCUACCUCUACAACUACCCCUACAUAGUACGUGCCCUCUUUCGGGGGUUAGUGAAUUUGCACCGAGCAAAACCCUUCGUCAACAGGACAAUCUACGAGUACCUAUGGAACUUCAAAGAUCCUGUUCUUGAAGCAUCCAGCAAUUUGGCUCCCGGCCUUGUGCCGGUUAACAAUGCUGGGAUGCUGGAUAGAAUAUAUGCGGACUUCAAGGACGAGAUGACUGUAAAGAUCGGCCCGCAGUGGGGUCACGAGGAGUUCUUCCAGAUCAACAGGUUCAGGGGAGUGCCUCAGUUACCCGGAUUUGAUCCUGACACGUGUCCAGACCGCAUCUUUGGGUCCACGGAAGGUGUGAUGUACGCACAAAGGUUAACCAAACAGGCCGUGCUGCAGUACUGGAGAAAGACCGUCUGCAAGCUGAUGCCGCUGUACUUUGAUAGUGAGCUGACCAUAGACAACGUGCCCCUCUACAGAUACAACCUGUCGGAGAGCGCUUUCGACAGAAUAACUAAUAGGACUGAUUGUUACGACUCAGAGCCGUCCCUCCCCGCCGGCAUAAGCGACGCUUCUAAAUGCUACUUCAAUUUCCCCAUGGUGGUGUCCUUUCCCCAUUUCUAUACGGGAGGACUUCCAAAAGACUACUAUGUAACUGGCCUCAAACCAGACAGACUUAAACAUAAUUCUUGGGUAGACUUAGAACCGUAUACUGGUACACCUUUUCGAGCUGUUGCAAGAUUGCAGAGCAAUUUAAGAGUGCAAGACUUAUCUUCGUAUAAUUCAAACUUUGCUAAGUUGUCAAACCAAGUUGUGCCACUGUUUUGGGCAGAAUAUAACCAAGGAGGCCUGCCAGACGGCAUAAAAUGGACGAUAUUCUUUAUAGUGGUAAUUUUACCGCCGUUCUCACUAGUAUUAUCUAUAUCAAUGCUGCUGUUCGGUUUGUACUUAUUAGCUAAAAAUUUGUACAUGGACAGUUCUUGCAAACAUUGUCUCAAAGCUAUGUUGCUCUUUAAAAGUAACAAUGCAAGUCAAAAUAAAAUAUUAACGUUUGAAAGUGAAACGUUCUUAAAAGCUAGGUAA